This is a messenger RNA of Myotis davidii, 1693 nucleotides long. It is a transcript of the gene NSG1, whose product is annotated as neuron-specific protein family member 1. Bases 26 to 583 code for a protein of 185 amino acids. The record is from RefSeq and is a predicted model, not a curated record. Gene Ontology annotation, molecular function: clathrin light chain binding. Gene Ontology annotation, biological process: endosomal transport; G protein-coupled dopamine receptor signaling pathway; clathrin coat assembly. The transcript is spliced from 4 exons. Gene Ontology annotation, cellular component: membrane; endosome. Lineage: Eukaryota; Metazoa; Chordata; Mammalia; Chiroptera; Vespertilionidae.
GGCGCAGCCUCGGGGCCCCGGAACCAUGGUGAAGUUGGGGAACAAUUUCGCGGAGAAGGGCGCCAAGCAGGCGUUGCUGGAGGAUGGCUUCGACACCAUCCCCCUGAUGACGCCCCUCGAUGUCAAUCAGCUGCAGUUCCCGCCCCCGGAUAAGGUGGUCGUGAAAACUAAGACUGACUAUGAGCCCGACCGCAAGAAAGGCAAAGGGCGCGUCCACAAGAUCGCCGAGUUCACGGUCAGCGUCACCGAGAGCAUGUCCGAGAGGUUCAAGGUCUCCGUGCUGGUCUUCAUCGCCCUGGCCUUCCUCACCUGCGUCGUCUUCCUGGUUGUCUACAAGGUGUACAAGUACGAGCGCCUCUGCCCCGACGGGUUCAUCCUCAAGAACACGCAGUGCAUCCCCAACGGGCUGGCGGCCUACUACGCGGAGCAGGACCCGCACUCCCCGGACAAGUUCUACGCGGUGGUGAACCACUACAACCUGGCCAAGCAGAGCAUCACGCGCUCCGUGUCGCCCUGGAUGUCCGUGCUGUCGGAGGAGAAGCUGUCGGAGCAGGAGACCGAGGCUGCGGAGAAGGCCGCCUAGCCGGUGGGCAGUUCCUGACGGGGGGCCACCUGCAGGCGACAGAGGGACUCAGAGGGACAUUUCAUUAAAUAUAAUUACCGGUAAUUUAGAGGUUACUCAUUAUGGUGCAACCGCUUCCGUCUGCUAAUGCUGCUUUGCAAAUAUAACUUGCAGCCCACCCCGGGCAUCCCCGGCGUGUGCCGCGCUGCCUGGAGGGCUGGCGCCACUUUCCGCGGGAGGAGCCUUCACGUAGCUGCUGCGCUGCGAUUGAUUGGAUGUGGCCAAAAAACAAACUUACACUGGACAUGCGAGGGGUUUGGAUUUCAGACAAAUAAUGUGUUUGUGGAAUUUUUUUUAAAAUCCUCACCUGAGGAUACACUUUUUUAAAUUGAUUUUUAGAGAGAGAGAGAAGCUUCGAUGUGAGGCAGAAACAUGGAUCAGUGUCCUCUAGUGCUCGCCCUGGACGGGAUCAAACCUGCAGCCUGCUGGUGUGCGGGCUGACGCUCCAACCUACUGAGCCACCUGGCCAGGGCUAUUUGGGACCUAAUGCCCCAGCCACUGAGAGCAAGCGGUGCUCCCGCUCCCGCCAGACGGCACCAGUGUGAGCUGUGCAGAGGACGUGUGCCACCAGGUCACUGUCAGGCCCAGUUUUGCUCGAGUGCAUGUCAUUGAGUCAGUGGGUGGGGAGGGGCCUCGGGAAGGGUGACCUGGGCCCGGGCUGCAGAGCGCCCUGUCCCUGUAGUCGUCCUGCUCGUGAUGUGUUGGUUGAACAGGAACGCAGCCCACGGGCCCCCUCAUCACUUCUGUCCUGAAUACUGGCGCACCAACAGCCCUAUUGGCAAGUUAGUUUUUAAACAGAUAGUUGGGUGGGAAAAGUGAAAGUGUCAUUGCUGGGGGCCAGGGCACUUUAACUUAAUUUUGUGAAACAGAUGUAACUCCUUCGACGGCAGAAGCAGGCAGGAAAGGCUGGGGCGGGGCUGGGCGGCACCUCGCAAGUCCAGUUAUGACAUUUCAACUCACAACCUUUGUAAGAAUGUUGUUUCAACCGAAUCUUGACAUUAAAGUAUAUGUUUAUAAACUGCCAGUUAGAUAAGUAAGUGUGUAAGACGAUUAAAUAGAACUAAGACAUCA